AUGUCGACUGUACAGGUCACUUUCGCCGGAAUGUCUUCCCUGCCGGCCAAUCCCGUCAUUUCCCUACGGAGACGGGCGACGGUGGCGGCGGCUUCUUCCGUCCAACGCGGCAGAGAGGUGCCGACGAACUUGUACCAGGUGCUGCGGGUGACGGAGACUGCGACGGCGCGGGAAAUCAAGACGGCUUACCGGUCCAUGGCCAAGCGGUCACACCCAGACGCGUCGCCGCAGGUAGGCGGUGGGGCGGCGGACUUCAUCGAGAUCCGCCGCGCGUACGAGACACUGUCCAACCCAGCGGCCCGGGCGCAGUACGACCGGUCCGCUGCCGAGCGGCGGCGAGAGCCACGGACCGGCGGGAUCGCCCAACCGGUCCGAUUCCGGUCCAGGAGAUGGGAGACGGAUCAGUGCUGGUAG
Zingiber officinale is the source of this 414-nucleotide messenger RNA. Its product is annotated as chaperone protein dnaJ 11, chloroplastic-like. The coding region runs from base 1 to 414 and encodes 137 amino acids. NCBI's taxonomy places the organism in Eukaryota, Viridiplantae, Streptophyta, Magnoliopsida, Zingiberales, Zingiberaceae. The record is from RefSeq and is a predicted model, not a curated record. The transcript has a single exon.